Hypanus sabinus (Atlantic stingray) is the source of this 4032-nucleotide messenger RNA. RefSeq names its product apoptosis-inducing factor 3. Lineage: Eukaryota; Metazoa; Chordata; Chondrichthyes; Myliobatiformes; Dasyatidae. Gene Ontology annotation, molecular function: flavin adenine dinucleotide binding; 2 iron, 2 sulfur cluster binding; oxidoreductase activity, acting on NAD(P)H. The record is from RefSeq and is a predicted model, not a curated record. The coding region runs from base 472 to 2514 and encodes 680 amino acids. The transcript is spliced from 21 exons. Gene Ontology annotation, cellular component: mitochondrion; cytoplasm. Gene Ontology annotation, biological process: execution phase of apoptosis.
GUCAUUGCAGCAUUCACAUGGUCAUUCGAUGGGAAUGACAGUCAAAGGCGUAAGAGAGAGUAUGAGUCAGCCUUUCUGGGGAUAGCAAUCUGCUGUCAGGACCUUGGAAAGAGAGAGGGGAGGGGCAGAGAAGAGAGGAGGAGUAAGGACUAAUUCUCAAUUCGUGCUGUGCUUACAUCCUGCUACUUCAUCAAUGCUGCAUAUUGUCGAGGGCUGGCUGGCAGUGCUCCCUGCUGCAUUCCACUUGCUGGUCUUUCUUUUCUCCUUUGCUGCAGAGACUUCAGCCUCAUGUGAUUAUCAUUCAGGAAAUUCCUUGGCAAACAUAUUUACUACCAGACUGCCACAAGCUGAAGACAGAGACUCACAGCAAAGGAAGAAAUCUGUACUUCUGCUUUAUAUAAGAAAAUAAACAUUACGAAGUGUCUCCAAUCAUUCUGUAUUAGCGGCUUUGUACUAGAUAUUGAUGAUUGAAUGCCCUUUGGCUCUGCAUGGAUUAGUCUGCAUCAUCAUGGACCUCUCCGCGCUCUCACCUUUAACAACCACCUGCUCUUCAAUGACAGACUUUGCACAACUGCCAUUCCUCUGAAGAAGACAAGUCUUUGUGGUGUGAAACACCUGCUCAUCAGUCACAGCAACAUAUUGUGGGUUUUUUUGGGUUUUUGUGGCAAAUCAUCAACUUUUUUCUUUUGCCCAAUCAUGGGAGGAUGCUUCUCAAAGCCAAAACCAGUUGAAGUCAAAGUUGAAGUGAUAGUCCCUGACAAGGAGAAGGAGAAAGAAAGUUUUUCACCCAAUGGCAAAGUCAGCCCCAUGGCCACAUGCAAGGCCAAUGGGAGCAUGAAGCACAUGGAGGAGCGACCUGUCACUGUUGAUCUCUAUCAAAAUCCAAAGGACAUGGUGGAGGUGGCUGUGUGCCAUGUGAAUGAGCUUCAGAAUGGACAGAUGCGAGAAGUGGAUGUGGCCUGUGGCAAAGCCCUGCUAAUUAAAGAGAGGGGAGAAUAUUGUGCAAUAGGACAUAAGUGUUCCCAUUAUGGAGCGCCUCUGGUAAAAGGUGUUUUAACUAAUGGGAGAGUUCGUUGCCCAUGGCAUGGGGCUUGUUUUAAUGUUGCAACUGGUGAUAUUGAAGAUUUUCCUGGAUUAGAUAGUUUACCAAAGUUUCAGGUCAGAAUUGAGAAGGAGAAAGUAAUGGUGCGAGCAAGUAAACAGGCUCUCCAGUCACAGAAACGGGUGAAAUGGAUGGCCAGGUGUUCGAAUUUGAGUGACAACAGUUUCAGCAACACCGAUGUGCUUAUCAUUGGGGCAGGUCCAGCUGGAUUGGUCUGUGCAGAAACACUGAGGCAGGAAGGCUUCACUGAGCGGAUUGUAAUAUGCACGAUGGAGACACACCUGCCCUAUGACAGGCCUAAACUAAGUAAGUCCCUUGAAUGCCAGGCUGAGCAGAUCGUUCUCCGCUCCAAAGAAUUCUUAUCACAGUAUGACAUUGAAGUGCAAACAGGAAGGGAGGUGGUCUCGGUGGAUGUGAAGAAUAAGGUGGUCCACUUUAAGGGCAGUCUCAAGAUGGAGUACAACAAAUUGCUGAUUGCAACAGGGAGCAGGCCUAAACCACUCCAGUGCCAAGGAGCAGACUUAGAGAAUGUGUAUCAGCUCAGGACACCUGAGGAUGCAAACUGCAUUGCCAAGCUGGCCAACGAUAGGAACGCUGUCAUAGUGGGAGCUUCUUUUAUAGGGAUGGAAGUAGCUGCAUACCUCACUGAUAAAGCCCACUCUGUGUCUGUCAUUGGCAUUGAAAACAUCCCUUUUAGAAAGGUGCUGGGAGAGAAGGUUGGACGAUCCAUAAUGAAAAUGUUUGAGACCAAUCGGGUGAAAUUCUAUCUGCAGAAUGAAGUCUCAGAGCUGCGUGGUCAGGAUGGAAAGGUGAAAGAAGUUGUUCUGAAAAGUGGAAAAAUCCUUCGAGCAGAUGUUUGUGUGGUUGGAAUUGGGGUUGUGCCAGCUACAUUAUUCCUAAAGCAGAGUGGAAUCAAUAUGGAUUCUAAGGGCUUCCUUCCUGUUAACAAGCUCAUGCAGACGAAUGUGCCUGGGGUCUUUGCUGCUGGUGAUAUUGUCACUUUCCCACUGGGCUUUCGCAACAAUAAGAAGGUGAAUGUGGGCCACUGGCAGAUGGCCCAUAUGCAUGGUCGAAUUGCUGCCCUCAACAUACUGGGAAAAGGAAUAGAGAUUAACACGGUGCCCUACUUCUGGACAGCAAUGUUUGGGAAAAGUAUCCGUUAUGCAGGUCAUGGGGAAGGAUUUGAUGAUGUCAUCAUUCAAGGAGACCUGGAUGAGCGGAAGUUUGUGGCGUUCUACACUAAGAAAGCCACUGGGAUGAACAACUGCAUACAGACUUGGAGGAGUGAUGAGGUCAUUGCAGUGUCAAGCAUGAACUAUGACCCUAUUGUGUCCAAAGUAGCGGAGGUCAUGGCAUCUGGGAGGACUAUCAAGAAGAGAGAUGUCGAGAUAUUUAUACAUCGUGGCCGGUAGGUAGUGGAGAGUUUUAUUCUUUUAUGUGACCUCCCAUUCACCCAUUGACUGAAGUAUAGCCCCCUCUGGGAAGAUACAGCCUCUGAUGAAUCAUUUGCUGUUAUCUCAAUUGUUGCACGUUUGUACACAGUUUAUGUGCAUGCAAUCUUUCCCCAGUAAUUUCUUUGUCUCUUAAGUUACAAGUAGUAUCUGUUACAAGGUCAAUGAUAUGAGCCAUUUAGUUAAGACAUUUUGGAGAAAAUAUUUGCCUUAGCUGUCUUGACUGAGUGUUUGUGCUAAUAUCAGUUGUCGAUUGUACUCAAAUUCAUGACAUUUACCUAAAAGUUAGAUCACAUAGUGCAAAUAUUUCAGUUCUAUCUGAUUUUGAAUUGAUGAAAACCAGAGCAAAUUGUGUUAGUGCUAGUUUUUGGACAAAAUCAAAUAUGGAGAGAACAUUUCUGCUCUGCAUUAAACAUUACUGUAUCCAGUGUUUUCAGGUGUGUCUCAUUAAUGACAUUUAAAGUGAAAUUCAAACUUUUAAGUCUUCCCAGGGCCAUUAAACAGAAGUUGUUUGGCAGUCACAGUAACAAGGUACACAGUCUUUUGAGUUUUGUUGCCUUCAGAAGGCAGCUCCAAACUUCACUGGAGACUGCCCAUGAUUCCCAAACUGCACAGACUAUUCUCAAACUGUCAAGCAAGUUUUAGCAAACAACUUGCAUUUCUCCCCUUCAUCUUUCGAGUAAAUGGUUUAUCUUGAAGAAAAUUCUUAUGUUAAUACUUUUUUCCUGUGUAAUUUAUGGCAGCCAUUAUUCAUUUAGCAUCAAGCAGCUCACAAAAUGAAAUAACACAAUAGAUGAGUUUCAUCUAUUGUAACACUACCACCCUCAAAAUAAAGGUCUUGUGCUGGAAGGCAUUGAAGGCCAGUACUUGAAAACCUGUAACCCCCAUACCAGUUGAGCAAAUAUCCUUAGAGCAAUCAAGAUGAUUUGUCUUAUUAAAAUUUUGUUCAGUAUUUUCUUUUCGCAAACCGGCUUCCAGUCCUUGAAUUCUUCAAGUUGGGAGUGAAAAUACAAUCUGGUUAUUGAGUUCUGGCUGACAUUAUAGGUAUUUUAAAAUAUCUUAGGAGCAUGUUGGAAAAUCAAUGAUCCUGGAUUAACACCAGUUUAUUAUAGCAAUAUUUGUUGCAGCAGUCAACGUGUUAGCAAGGAGUAUCCAAAACUCCUGUCCAUAACAGAAUUAUGCCCUUUACAGAAUCAUGCCCACAUCUAUAACUUCUUAACUGAAGGGUGGGGUCUCCAAAAGUGAAACCUCCUUUCAAAAUUGUAUAUUAGUCCUUGCCUGGUUAUUCAUUCAAGUGCCUAGAAUAAGGCUCGAGUCCACGGUGAGCAUAGUACAAUUGAGCCCCGGAUUCAUCAGUUCUUUACAGUAUCUCAGGCAAACCUUUAUUUCCUCCUUAAGUACUUCAGCAUAUACUGCACAGAGGUUCUAGUUGCAUUUAAGAUGAUGAUUAUACAAAGCAAACUCUACAGUGGUGUUUCU